Molecule: messenger RNA, 1833 nt
Organism: Paramecium sonneborni
Lineage: Eukaryota; Ciliophora; Oligohymenophorea; Peniculida; Parameciidae
Source: the annotation of a GenBank genome assembly
AUGACUUAAAAUACAUAGGUAGAUGAAAAUUAACAAUUUUAUAUAAAAUGUUAUUAAGAUAAGGAUUAUGCAGCCAUUUCAGAAUAAAAUUCAAAUAAAUAAUAAUAAUAAUUAUUAUUCUAAGAUUGCAUUUCCUUAUUAGAAUUUAUGAGUGGUCAAGAUUUUAUUGAAAAUUCUGAAUUCUAUCAUUUCAUUGCUUCCUCAAUAGAUAUAUAAAAAAACAUAAAAUAAAAGUUUAAAAUUGUUUAUAAAACUAUAAAUAAUGGACAUAUAUCUAUUUUAGCUUUUUUAAAAAUUGAUAAUUUCACUUUAAAAUAGACAAAAAAAAAGUUUUAUCAAUUUAAAAAAUAAUUUAGUGAUCUAUUUGCUCAUAAAUUAAAAACUCCUUUAAAUGCUUCUUUAGGAUUUCUUUCUUAAGCAUAUAAUAGCACUGAUGUUGAAAGUCAAACAAAAUCAAAUUUUAUAAAACCUGCAUAUAUUAAUGCAAAAUUGUAAUAUUUUUAAAUUUCUGAUUUAUUGGAAUUUUUAAAUCCAUAAUAAGAUAGGAUAUAUUUAAAAGCGAGUAAAAUAAAUAUGAAAUAAUUUUUAUUAACAUUAUCAGAAUUGAUUGAAUCUUAAUGCAUUAAUAAAAAAAUCUUGUUUUAAGUCUUUGUAGAAUAAAUUCCAAUUCAAAAAACAGAAAAGUAAACUUAAAAAUUUAUUGAUUAGUUUUUAUAUUGUCUCUGAUGUACUUAAACUGGAAAGAGUUCUUUAUAAUAUUUUAAAUUUAUCUUAUAGACACACAGCUUCUGGUGGUCAAAUUAGUUUGAGUUUAAGUAUAGAUAAAGAAAAUAAUGAUAUAAGUUUUGUUAUUGAUGGAAUAGGAUGUGGUUUUAAUGAUGAAGACAUAGAAAAUAUUGGUUCAUGGAUUAAAUCAUAAUCUGAUUUCUAAUUCAAAAAGAAACAUUUAGUAAUUAAGAAAGAAUUAAAGAUGUCAUUAGAAAUUACAAAUAAUCUUAUAAAUCUUUUAAGUUCAUCAGAUUAGAAUUUAGAAGUUACCUAAACAGAAUCAGGAACAAAAUUUAGAUUUAAAAUAAAUAAUAAAAAUAUUCAGAUGAAAGAAAGUUAAUAAGAGAUACAAUCUGUUGGUAUUAUGCUUAAAUAGAGGAGCUUAAAAAAUAUGAGAAGUUCUUAAAAUAAUUUUGGAACAAUGAAAUCCAUUUUUUCAGUUCCAGAUUAAUAUAUUUUAAUGAGUUCAUCAUAAAAAGUAAUUGAUGAACCUAAAGCAAAAUAGCCUUUAACAAAUAAAGUUAAUGUGUUGAAAUGGUAAAAGAAAGAUAAGCAUAUAUAAAGAGCUCGUUCUUCAUUUUUAAAUAAAGGAUUGAUUGAUUGUGAUAGAUAAAUUUUGAUUGUAGAUGAUGAACCAUUUAAUCAUGAUACAUUGAUAUUGAUGUUGAGAACUAUGGGAUACAAACAUUUUCUUAAAGCAUUUAAUGGCUAAUAAGCAAUUGCUAUGAUUUAAGAAAAUUAACUGAAUAUAAGUUUGAUUAUUAUGGAUUUAGAUAUGCCAAUUAUGGGAGGAAUUGAAGUAAUUUAAUAUUUUAAUUUAAUUAGGCUACAAAAAUAUUAACUCAAAUGAUGAUUGACUUAGAAUUAGCCUACAUUCCUAUAAUGGGAUGCACAGCUCAUGAUGAUAGAGAAACAUUAGAUUAAUGUAUUGAAGUAGGUAUGCUCCAUGUUGUAUUAAAACCAGUUUUUGUGAAAACCUUAAGAGAAGCAUUUUAAUAUAUUCUACACAAUGAAGAUGCUAAAAAGCGAUCGUAAUAUUUCUUAACUUCCUAAUUGUAAAUUUGA